Macrobrachium nipponense is the source of this 1022-nucleotide messenger RNA. RefSeq names its product DCC-interacting protein 13-alpha-like. Gene Ontology annotation, cellular component: endosome membrane. NCBI's taxonomy places the organism in Eukaryota, Metazoa, Arthropoda, Malacostraca, Decapoda, Palaemonidae. The record is from RefSeq and is a predicted model, not a curated record. The coding region runs from base 21 to 401 and encodes 126 amino acids. The transcript has 3 exons. Gene Ontology annotation, biological process: signaling.
AGAGUGUGAUCUGUGAGGUAAUGAGGAGAAUCCUAGCAGCACGUGCCAUCCACAAUGUUUUCUCCACAAAUGAACUGAAACUGUCUACCACUGAUACCCAUCUAAUCCUCACGGAUGCAGCCACUCAUAUUAUGCGUCUUCGACACAGUCUCAGUGAUGUAGCUUACUGGGCAACACAUAACGAAAACAGAAAAUUAGUUGGUUACAUUGUUCGUCAAAGUGAUAAUGAAGGUGCAGAUAAUCCCCGGUACUCAUGCUAUGUAUUUGAGGCAGACAGCAGUGGAACAGACAUUUGUACAGCUCUUGGUGUUGCCGCAAAGAUGGCUUACAAUAAACUAAUAGAGAAAAGACCAUGGAAAAGAAGAGAAAGCAGGAAACGAAACUACUACUGGAUAACAUAGCGCAAUUACCAGAUAAAGAUGGCCCCCCCCAAGUAAGUUCAGAUGGGCAGUUCUUAAUCUUAGAUGGAGAAAUACCUGGUUCUGCUCCAAGAACACCUUCUCUAUCAUCAGGUAGUCGAGGACCUACACCCAGUUCAUACCACACAAGAACCCAGUAAAGAGGAAGACCCUGAAAGUGAAGCUUAAUGUGAAGUACUUCUUUUUUUUUUUUUUUUUUUUAGAAAAUAGGUAAUGAUAAGUUUAUGUUCCAUAAAUCUCAGACAGAUAGCAUUUACUUCAGGGCCAUGAAUUUCACAAAAGCAUUGCAUCUAAUGCUCAAAGUCUUGAUUGUUAAGGUUUUUCUCUGUAGAAAUUCUCUCUCUCUUACAUCUAAUGUUGAGCAUUGUUUAGGCUGCUAAUGGUUGAGAUAUUGCAAAGCUUUACAUAUUAUCCAAAGAUAAUGUCAAGGUGUAGGAACCUUCUGGGUUUGGGAUUUGGUUAGUUUUGCAUAGGUUUUCUCAGUGUCAAUUUAUUAACCAACUCUUCCAUCUUGAUAUGGAAAGUAUGAAAUUGUAUUGUGAAUUAUGACAGUGAUUGCAAAUUUAUUAACAGUAAAUAAAUGUUUUUGUAGAUACAAAUUUA